Ectocarpus sp. CCAP 1310/34 is the source of this 2303-nucleotide messenger RNA. Lineage: Eukaryota; Phaeophyceae; Ectocarpales; Ectocarpaceae. The record is from the annotation of a GenBank genome assembly.
ACAGCAAGCACGCCCACGCCACGACGAUCUGCCGUACUACGCAGUUUCUGUGCGCUCGUCUCUCGGUAAGGUCGUCCUUCUGAAGACAAAGCUGUGUUGUGGCCUUUUGGGGGGCAUCGGAGAUUGGUAAGGGCCGACGCUGGGAGAUUCAAAAGCAGAGCGAGAGGGGAGAAAUGGGGGGCACUAUCUCCACGCUGGUCUUCCAGCCCCCGCCGGCGACCUUUCUGCACAACAAGAAGCACUUCUGGUUGCAGACGCGGAAUCAGCACCGUAUUCCUGUGUUCCAUGUCGAACGAAGCUCGCAGAUUACGAUUUUAUUUAGCCACGGGAACGCUGAAGACCUCGGCUUGAUCUACGAGUGGUUCUACGACUUCAGCCGACAACUGAAUGUGAACGUGUUAGCGUACGAGUACUCGGGGUACGGGAAGAGCGAGGGGGCCGUGUCUGAGGACAACUGCUACGCCGACAUCCGCGCCGCGUACGACUACCUGACCACGCAGAAGAAGACGCCUCCAAAGCAGAUCGUGCUGUACGGGCGGUCGCUGGGGAGCGGCCCGACGUGCCAGCUGGCGGAGGAGCUGGCCGCGGCCGGCGUGGAGUUGGGGGGCGUGAUGCUACAGAGCCCCCUGGCCUCCGCCUUUCGAGUCGCGUUCAACUUCCGCUUCACGAUGCCAGGGGACAUGUUUCCCAACAUCGACAGGGUCAAGGGGGUGGCGUGCCCGAUGUUCAUCAUCCACGGGACUAGGGAUGAGGUAGUACCGUUCUGGCACGGCCAAGAACUGUUCCUCGCAACGCCGACGAAGUGGCGGGCAAAACCCUUCUGGGUCGACGGCGCGGGGCACAACAACAUCGAGGCGUUGCUGAGGGAGGACGGGACGCUGUUCGAGCGGAUGAACGAUUUUCUGGACAAGUGGGUCAGGAACGACCUCUCUGCCGACUUCAGCAGCGCCAGCUAAUAGUAUGCGUAGGUCUCCGAAGGCUGCACUGCACAGCUGUCAAGGCUGCACUGCACGGCUGUCAAGCCAAGGGGAAACUUGAGACCCUCAUUGGGGAACCGACGCUCGUAGAGCCAACACUUUCGGGUGUAGAAACGCUAGCUAGAGUCAAGCUGGCGAAGGCUAAUUUUAAUCGAUGCAGAACCUAUGGCAUCUGGGUUGGGUGUCGGGUGGUGAGCGUGCGGUACUGUCAACGGGGCUUGUUUUGGAGUUUGGGCCGGUGGGCAUGGGCGAGGAAAACGGCGAAAGGGGGACAAAAGUAACCAAAUUGCGUAUGUACAUUACUCAAUAAGGCAGGGAUUCGUAAUUUUUUUUUGUGUGAAGGGACCGGAAGCGUCUGGACGCGCGGCGCGACUAUGCAAACGAAUUUUUGAGGCACACUUUCGUUCGGGCGGCCUCCGACGGCUGGGUCUGCACGCCGCUCCCAGGUGGAAAUAUUUGGAACGGUUGCGUGCGUUGUGCCGCACCGCGCUGGGUGUUAUUUUAAGAUCGUCAUUUUUAGGAAUAGGCGUUAUGCUGGUGCUACUGCUACCGGUUGUGUGUUUCUUGUUCUUGUUGGUGGUCUCUCAAUAUACUUGGCAUUGCGGACGGAUACGUGUCGGAACGGUUCAUGAGCGAGAAAAUAUCAGAUGGAACGCGAAGGAGAGCGAACGCGUGUGGCAGGGUGGCUGGCGACGAGAAAGGUUGUAGAUAAUUUGCCGCACAGGGGUGGGGGAUAUUUGCACUCGGGGCGGUCAGCAUACGAAAUACACACGUUGAGUGGUGGGAGCGUGUUCUGUGUUUUUUUACAACAGUUGGGGGGCUGAAACUAGUUUAGAUUAGAUUAUUUAAUCUUCUCAUCAUGCAGGGGCGCAGCUAAAGUGAAGCGCUGGCGAGGUAUGCAUGCUGUCCAAUCCCCACAAUCAGUGGUUGGUUCCAAGAUGUGGAAGAAAGCUCCCACGCCCUUGACGAGGUUUUCAAUCGUGUGUGUACCGUAUUCCGUCGCCGUCGUUCUUGGUGUAUGUACUACUGUAGUGCGUUUGUCGAAGGUGUCGACACGUUCAUAAUGUUACCAAUGGCUUCGUUUUCAAACAAGGUCCUAUCUUUGUGCUCUCAUGCAUGUGACAGCAGUGUUCAGGGGAAACAACAGAGUUGACACAUUGUCGACCAGGGGUCGCGCAGAGCAGAGAGAUUCGGACUUUACACAGCUGACCGGGAAAAUCUUACGUGCUACGUAGUCUUUUGUCUACACCAAAGUUUGAGCACGAAAGGCAUGUGCGGUCAGCGUUUGAAGUUCUGAAGUAGGAUUCGAAGCGAGGCCAUCACCAU